UUAUUAAUGUGAUGAGAAUGGGACAUGUUUGUAUAAAAUUAAGAGAUACUUUACAUCUCUCUGCUUGAAUCAUACAAUAUUUAAGAAACGCACUAUAGAACAUGUCCUAUUAUAAAUUCCAAAAUAAUCCUAUGCAAUUUUGGAAGAUAACAAAUUUUUAAAUUGAUAAAAUAACAACCAUUUCCCAGAAACAGAAGUUUUAUAUAUAGUGUUCUAACAUAGCCAAUCGGCAAAUCAGAAAAAAGUGUAAUGAUUGCAUUAUUGGACUAACUGUUUUUUUUUUAAUAUUGUCUCACAUGUUUGCAUUGCACAGUCUAUAAUACAGUGCCGACAGAUAAUUGAGGUUAAGUUUGUUUAUGUUUUGAUUUUGUUAAUUUUCUUCCUCUUGCAAGAUAAUAUUACAGUUUACUCUUAAUUAUUAAUUGUUAUUUACUAUGAAUAGUUCAAAAAAGAAACGGGAUUUCACAUUCAGCAGAUCUUUAGUGCAUGGUGCUCUAGCAGCUUAUAUUGUAACUGGUCAGUCAGUCAAGAACCCAGUCCAAUGUUUAGAUCUCAGUAUGGACAGUGAAGAGAGUGGUAAAUGGAUUAAUGCAUAUGGAUCUUCUGUAAAUGUAAUAGAAUCAAAAUUGCAAUACAGUAGUCCAGCAGAAAGUGAUUCCAAUGUUUUACGGUCCAUUGAAAGCAGUUAUGCUCUCAUUGAAAAAACAGAUUUUAAUUUUAUCUAUGUAGAAUGUACAACCGAAGGAUCCAGCUACUUUGACUGUGUGUUCCGCAAGAUAGCCAGGAAUGGAGUGUUUGCUCUCUCCACGAGUGAUGAUCCUGCACUGUAUGGUAGGCCGGCAGAGCCUGCUUUACGUUGUUAUGGUGGUCUCAUCUCCAGGACAUUUUAUGCACCAGAACUUGCUGUUCGACUAGUUGCUGCAGCAAUGGCUAGGUCUGCAGCUCGCUUCAGUAAAAGUAUUGAAGUAUUAUUGGCUGUGACAGUCAAGAAUGCAAUAACAAUCAUAGUAAAAGUAAAGAAAGGAGCGGAUUCUGCUAUUAAAUGUUUAAAGAAAAUCAAGCUUCUGGCGCAUUGUUCAGUUUGUGAAGAAAGGUGCUUCCUUCCUGAUAAUGAUGGAUAUAUUUUAUCCAGAGAGGAAGUACAGUCAUAUUUGAGUUGUGACUGUAACUCUCACAGCGUAGGUCGUACAGUGCUAGGACUGGGACCUCUGUGGGCUGAUGCUAUUGGCUCUCCUUCUUUCGUUGCUCUUCUUCUGCCUCACUUGUCGCACUCACUCCACCUCACUACUUUCCUUCAAGAUCUCUUAUCUGAACUGGGAUGCAGCAGUUGCAACAGUGUAAAAGAAGAUAUUUUAUCUAACAAAAACUCCAAUGCUGAAAAUCAAGAACAGAAAAAAGAAGACAUUAAAGAAACAGUUAAUAAAAAUUUUAUUCAAUCAAAUAAUUCACUUAAAAGGAAGACUGAAACGGAUCUGUGUGAUUUGAAAAACAAGAUCAACAAAUGUGAAAAUAAUGGUUCUGAACCAGCUCCACAAUUUUAUUAUAACCUUCACAAGCAUAAACCUAAAGGUGCCCAAAAACUACUUAAGGUUGAGAAAAUUAUAGAAUCUCUGCACCAAAGUGGCUUUCGAGCAAGUAGAACACAUUUUGACAGAGCGGCUGUAAAAACAGAUGCAACAUUGAAACAAUUACAUUCUGUUCUAUCUCAAGUGAUAUAAAUUUGACAUAACUGCCAUGACUAA
Molecule: messenger RNA, 1742 nt
Organism: Homalodisca vitripennis (glassy-winged sharpshooter)
Lineage: Eukaryota; Metazoa; Arthropoda; Insecta; Hemiptera; Cicadellidae
Product: TRMT1-like protein
Exons: 6
Coding region: 435-1718 (427 amino acids)
Biological process (GO): tRNA N2-guanine methylation
Cellular component (GO): nucleus
Molecular function (GO): RNA binding
Source: RefSeq, a predicted model, not a curated record